Molecule: messenger RNA, 1201 nt
Organism: Sinocyclocheilus anshuiensis
Lineage: Eukaryota; Metazoa; Chordata; Actinopteri; Cypriniformes; Cyprinidae
Product: prosaposin-like
Exons: 10
Coding region: 108-1040 (310 amino acids)
Biological process (GO): sphingolipid metabolic process
Cellular component (GO): lysosome
Source: RefSeq, a predicted model, not a curated record
ACUAUAAAAACAUUUGGGCGGCUCAUCAGUUGAACGCAGAGGUUUGUGGUAUAUUAUUGACUGCAGUGCAAGAGCACUUAUCACUGCAGAGCACUGAUUAAAACAUCAUGCCGUUUGCCUGCAUCACUUUUUUUCUCUUCACUUCUACCUUGACUUUAGGAUGGGCAAGAAGUGUAGACACAGAACCACAAACACCCAGCCUUUCCAUGAUGAACAUGUGCACCGAUUGCAAGAAGAUUGUACAGUUGUUGACAGAAAUCCUCUCCAAUCAAGACUCACAGCAUCUCGUUGAAAAAGCCCUGGACAAGUUUUGUUAUGAACACCCCGUCAUCCCUUUGUGUAUGGAUGGAGCAAAGACAUACGUACAUGUGAUCAUCAGACAUUUCAGUGCAUUUGCAAAUCAAAAUGGUGACAUAUGCACAGUGUUGAGACUGUGUGGCAGCCAGUCUAAGAGAAAAGCACCAUCAGAGCUCACCAUUGGCCUGAAUGAGCAUGGUUUGCUCUAUGCAAAACCCUCAAGAGGAACCAGUCAAGAGGUUCAAGUCAAUCCCAUCUGUAACUUCUGUAUUUUCUUCAUAAAGACAAUAGAGAGCAUGUUGCCUAAAGAGAGAACUGAAGAGGCUAUAGUGAACCUUCUGGAGAAAAUCUGUGACUAUUUGCCUUCACAAUAUAAGGACACAUGUAACAACUUCAUAGAAACGUACGGGAAGCAGCUGAUUGAUCUGCUGUUGUCCUCCCUCCCUCCACAUGCCAUCUGUACUGCGCUGGGCCUGUGUCUUUUCCCAGAGACACCACUGUCAUUAUCAGACUGCGAGUCCUGUAAGAUACUUGCAGUCCUCUCCCGGUUUCAUUUGGGUCACAAUGCCACUGAGAUCCAGACCUCUGACCUGCUCCAGAAGAUGUGCCACCUCCACCCUAAUGCUAUUCCUCGAUGUGAAGGGUUCGUGAAGCUGCAUGGCCACAGGCUCCUGAAGAGCGAUGGGAAACAACCAGCCCUUACUGCAUGUGAGGAAGAUUACCUUUGCAAGGGACCCAAAUGAAAGUGAUCGUUCGAGCAAGACUCAGAUCAGAAAAGCAACAACUUUUUACUGUACUUAACCAAGCUUUUUCUAUCCACUCCCCUUGCCACACAUAAAAUCAAGUGAAAUUUGAGACAUACAGUAAAUGUGGAGACAAUGACUGUUCAAUCAGUUUCAAAUAA